CAGUGAAGCGCAUGGGCCACGGUGUGAGCGAGUCCCCCUCCCAUCCUCCGCUUACUGCGAAGCGCCUCUGUACUCCUGCGCUCUCACUCAUGACGUAUUUACUGACAGCACUGUGAGAGUUUUCACACAAGUCCUCCAGCAGCUCGGUAAUGCACCUCUGGUCAGAUAAACCGCCUUUUUCGCCUCAGAGACUGCUCCUUACCUCUCCUCGCCUCCUCAGCUAACCAGAAACCCCGGCGUUUGGAGUGCGCAACGCGCGCGCCUUUCCAAAAGACUUUCGUUUGCCCCACUAUAAGGACUAGUGAGUCUGCGCUAUGGGACCAGGGUAUGUCCGAGAGCUGGUGCUCUGGUCUCUGCUUGCAUGCUUGGCUUGGUUCAGCGUUGACCUCGCCGGCGCAGAUGGUCGUGUCUUUCUGCUAGAGUCGAGAAAUGGUUCAGACAUAGGCUUUGAGGCAGCUUCAAGUGCAUGUGGAGAUCAAGGUGCUCGGAUGGCAUCAGCUAUGGAGCUUCGUCAUGUCGUCGUUGAGUGUUCAUUCUCUGCCUGUGCACGUGGUUGGCUUACCGGUCCCAGUAUUGGGACAACAGUGUGCAGGAGUGUCUCUGGGAGCUUACGGGCAGUGGACAUGCAGGUGCAGAAUGUGACUGAGACGUAUGAGAGACUGGCUGUGUUCUGUGUGAAAGACACUGGGGCUCCUUGCGGAGGUCCACCCUCAUUUCCCAAUACACAUCUGCAAGGACAGACAGGCCUGGAGCUGGGUGACGAGCUUUUGUAUGCUUGCAACCCAGGAUACAUUCUGCCCAAUGGUGAGACAGCUUUCAGCCUGUUGUGUGACAGCUGUGGAGAGUGGUAUGGCUUGGUGCAACUUUGUGUAAAAGAUAAAGCUGAGGCCUUUAUUGACUAUGAGGACAAGCUUCCAGAUGACCAUCAUCUCUAUGAUGGCCUGGAGGACGUGCAUCGUGUGAGUAUGAUGCCUAGGCCUACUGAUCAUGGAGAGGAGGAAGAGUCUACACCUGAACCAGACCAUUUAGAGCCAGUCGUGCCAGUGAAAGCAAUAGACAAGAUAGAGAAAAACUCUGCAGUGUCUGUAACAGAGCCUCCCGUAUCUCAACUCAGCCAGAAACACAUGUUCUGGUUCCCCUCAGAGGCUUUCCAGGAAGAGGAGCAUCCUCUUAUCACCACAGGUACACCUAUUAAAGACCCCACCAAAGAUGAGAAUUACAUCUUAGUCAAAGCUGGUGAAGACCAGUCAGAGCCUGAGAUAACUACAGAGGAUCGUGAUGGUGGAUAUAUCAGCCAGCCUCCAACUGACAAACCUGCCAGUCACAGUGUUGGGGGUACAGUGGAGUCUUGGCUUGAUGGAUAUCCUGUUCACCAAGAGGAGGAGAAAACAGGUGGAGAAUCUACAGGAGAGACAGUACAAGGGCAGGGAGUGGACAUGGAGCGUGUGACAGACAGUUUAAAGGUGGAUGAUUUUAAAAGUGUGACCAACAUCCCAAAAGAGUCAAGUCUAGGAGGUGGUGUCCACAGCCACAAAGAGGAACCAGUUGAAGGUGUGUUUGAGAUACCUGAAGAGCAAGAGUUUAGUAAAGUGACUGAUCAUCAAGAUGUGGGGGUUAAGAAUGGAACUGGAAUCCUUGGGGAAAAGAGUUUUGGGGAAGUGUUUUACAACCAAGAGGAAGAGUCUCACAGUGUGACUGACAUACCUCAAGCAGAGGUUUCUGAUGUAGUGCCUGUUCUUUCAGAAGAAACAUAUACUUUUACAGAAACACCAGCAGUGGAGGAGGUGGAAAGAGAAGCCAAGAGUCCAGUGGAAACCGAACAUGGGAAAGUGGAUGAUAGAUCUAAAGAUGCACAAUUCCAUGGUGUAAUUGAAACAGAAAAUGAUGUUGAUUUGAGCCCCACUCCUUUAAUCAGCCACACUCAGAUCUUAGGUGGCCUAGAUGAGACAACUCUGAAAAACACACCCAGCACCGCUCCUGAGAAUGUCAGCACCAGCCAGCAGGGGAUGGGUUUUGAACGCACUGCCACCCCUUCAGGCAUGACACCAAGAGAAACCACGCCUGCUUCACCAGUCCAUGUUAUUAGCAAUGUGGCCACACCCACACUGAGCGUCUCUUGGGAAACCAAAGAUCUUGGCCAUUUUGAGGAUCAGACUCCCGCUGUUGGUGAUGUACUUGUGGAAACCAAUGAAAAUCAGAGUGUGAUGGAAGGCGAUGCGGACCGUAGCCUGGAUCAGCCAGAAGACGAUGGAUCGUGCACUGUACGUCCUUGCCACUUAGCUGGUCAUGGUCCAACUAUUGCUGCUAUCAUUGUUGGCAUUGUAGCAGCAAUUGUGGGUGUGGCCUUGGGUGUAUGGUGUUACAAAAGAAGGCAACAGAAGACCUCUCACUAUCAGCUGAAUGGAACUAACAGACAAACACAAUGCAUCGAACUCCAGCAGACUGUGUAACCUAACACAAAUGGCUUACACAAACGCCAUGUUUGUUUGAACUUUAUAAAGUACAUGCACCUAUAUACAUACUAAUAUACACAAAACGUUUGGGGGUAUUCCUCGUGUCCCUUAAAGUAGAAAUAUCUUACUGGGCAGUGAGAGACGUGUUUUAGUGCUUUGUUAAAACCUGUUUUGUUUUUUCAUUAUUUUUGCAGUGCAGUGUUCGUGUGUUAUUUCUUGUGUUAUACCUGCUUAUAUAUAAUGCCUAAUUAUUUCUUUGUGGAUUUCCUUUCAUUGUGUGGACUGCAUUUGAAAGGCUAUUGAUGUUUGCGUUUGAGACGCUAGAUACUUAUUGGUAUUUGAAUUUUACAGGAUAAUAACGUUUUUCAAAGAAAUUUGUGUGUCACAAUUUUUUUUAGUGCCCCAUCAGUGAAGAAUAUGCUUAUGGACCUGAUAGCAUAUACUGCAUAUUCGACUCUGUUUUUAGAUUCAGAUUCAUUCGACAGUACUUAUACUGUGCAUUGUACUUUUACAGCACCUCUAGCAAAUAUCAAUCACAUACAUGUGAGCAAUAGACAUUAUAUAAAUGACAAGAAUAAUAAUUCAUUAGGAAGUCUUUGAAAUCUGUAAUUAUAAUUUGCUAAAGUCAACAAAGGCAGAUUUUGUCUGAAAAACAUUAUUUAUAAGAGACAGCAUUGGCAGAAAGGCCAGGAGUACAAGUAACAGAGGUAAUCGAUACAGGAAAACAGGAAAAAGCAACCACAAAGACGUACAAUAAGUAGCCAAGAUCUCAAAUAACUGAGGGAAUAGGAUUGGAAUUGCUCUUUACAGCUGCAAAUUGCAAAGUACUAUGAUGAACUUUGGAAGUAAAUAUCUGAACCUUAAUGAUUCCAUUAAAAAAAGGAGAUAUAGAAAGUGUGAAGCCGUAACAGAAGCAGAGCAAGAGAGGACCAAUCAGCUCUAGAGCAAUCAGUGUUGGGUCUCCUAUAGUGUGGAGACUCUGUGACAGUUUUAUAUUUAGCUUGAAGGGUAGAUGAGGUAUUUUUGUUGGUGCCGCAAAUGUGGAGGUGACUAAUUUAAACCUUUUGAGUGUAACAAAUGCCUUAGUGUUUUAUUGUUGUUGUCUAGCACUUUGACACAGACUGAUUUCUUCGUCAGUUCUUUGUAGUUAACCAGAGUAUGAUAUAUUGUAGAGCUUUUCUCAUUUUAUAAUUAACCAGAGUGAAGUGGGCAUGUUAGAUAGAUAGAUAGUUAGAUAGAUAGGUAUCAUCCGUUCUGUUGUUUCAAGUGGUCUGAUAGCCAUCUUCAAAAUUCUCAUGCUAAUGUUUACUAAGUAAAAGCAGCCACCCAUACACUUCCAUAGAUACUUAUUAUUAAAGUUAAAAAAAAUAUCAUUAUCAAGAAUAUCCAGUGAAGCUGGGGUAAAUAACACAGUGUUAAAUAGUGUGACUAUUUUAUUUGGCUGAAAUUGAAAAUUAUAGUGUUUUCAAUUAAGAAGUUAGACUUGUUUGAUAAAGAUAUUUGAUGGUCAGUUUUACUGGCCCAAUGUUUGAAUGUCAAUUAAGUUUAAUGUUAUAAAUUGCAUUCAUAUAACUGUGAAUGUUAUUUUAAGUUUCUCUUUAAUAAUUAAGAAAUUAUUUUAAUUUCACUACAUCCCAAUUCACAUUAUUUUUUACUAAGAAGUAGGAUGCCAGGGAGAUUUAAUUUUUAGACACAUAAUUUUCCAAAUAUUACUUUUUUAUACUCAUUGUGGUUCUUUGUUCAAUAAUCACAAACCUGUACAUGUCCUCAAAACACAAAACAUCGCCAGUGCUAAAACUAUUAUGUGCCGAAUACCAUGACAUGAAGCCUUUCAUUUCUUCACAAGGUACUGUAAUUUAACAAAUGUGAUUUUUCAGAGCUGAGAUCAACUUGCCUGUGAAUAUCGUUCAGUGUUAUGUACCAGUUUCAAGCUCUCUUCAUUUGCACAACAGCUCCAUUUGUACACUAAGUACCUGUAGACUAAGUACCUAACACUUCUCUGUGACUAGUCUCCCAGCACGGUACUAGUAAUACUGUUGAAAGUGAUGCUUCUGUAAUUGAGUACAUGGGCAUGUUAUCCGAUAUCACUGUAUAAGUGUUUAAGCUAAAAUGAAUUUAUAGUCUGCAGGUGUAACAGGCUUAUAGUUUUUGUCCCUGCUAUUUUUAUUUGCCUACGACAUAAUAUACCCUGUUACACGAUUUGAUCAAUACCAUUUAUUUUUAGGUUUAUGUGGUGUAUCAGAGUACUGCAUAUUUGAUCGACGUUUAAUAUGUCUUCAGAGACAGGCUCUAAGCUUUGUGGCAUAUGUCUGCUGCACACUUGUGUGAUAAACUAACUGAACAAUCACAAAUAAAAUCCACUUGAUUAAU
Molecule: messenger RNA, 4823 nt
Organism: Hemibagrus wyckioides
Lineage: Eukaryota; Metazoa; Chordata; Actinopteri; Siluriformes; Bagridae
Gene: susd5
Product: sushi domain containing 5
Exons: 5
Coding region: 315-2450 (711 amino acids)
Biological process (GO): cell adhesion; Notch signaling pathway
Molecular function (GO): hyaluronic acid binding
Source: RefSeq, a predicted model, not a curated record